This is a messenger RNA of Daucus carota subsp. sativus, 3206 nucleotides long. Its product is annotated as homeobox-leucine zipper protein ATHB-15. The coding region runs from base 526 to 3045 and encodes 839 amino acids. The transcript is spliced from 18 exons. The record is from RefSeq and is a predicted model, not a curated record. NCBI's taxonomy places the organism in Eukaryota, Viridiplantae, Streptophyta, Magnoliopsida, Apiales, Apiaceae. Gene Ontology annotation, molecular function: DNA-binding transcription factor activity; DNA binding; lipid binding.
AUAGCCCUUAUUAUUACUCUAGUGCUACCGCCUCAUUUACUCUGAUUUUGGUUUUGUCUUUCAACAUAUUUUCUCUCCUCAUUUAAUAAAUUUACAUCAUUUCACCAUGUUUCAAAGAUUGGGUACGAUUCGGGUCAAAUACAAACCAAUCACCAUGAUGUUGCUUGCUUAAAGAUCUCAUCUUUUCAUAGUUUUAGCACUAAAGAUCUUUAAAACCACCCAAAUAUUUCUUGCAUCUUCUUGGACUUGUUGAAACUCUAAAUUAAAAUAUAGAUUGAAGAGACAGAUAUAGAGACAUUCUCUUUGCUCCCUUUUGUUUAUUUAGAGCUUGUUUGAUGGUCUGUUCUGGAGGGUGAAGUAGAUGGCCUUGUAUGUUCUGUUGAUAUACCUUUUAUGUGUUUGAUCAUUUGUCUCUGAGAGCUGAAAAAUUAGUAAGUUAAGUUGGGUUUCGAAAGAUUGGAUUUUGAGAGUUGGGUUUUGAGAAAGAUUGGAUUUUGAAGAAGAUUGAAGUUGAGUUGAACAAGGAUGAUGAGUAUGUCCUGCAAGGAUGGUAAGGGAGUGAUGGAUAAUGGCAAGUAUGUCCGUUACACACCUGAGCAGGUUGAAGCUCUUGAGCGUCUCUAUCAUGAGUGCCCCAAGCCCAGUUCUAUAAGGCGUCAGCAACUCAUUAGGGAGUGCCCCAUUCUCUCAAACAUUGAGCCUAAACAGAUCAAAGUCUGGUUUCAGAACAGGAGAUGCAGGGAGAAACAGAGAAAAGAGGCAUCAAGACUUCAAGCUGUGAACAGGAAGCUUACUGCUAUGAACAAGCUCUUGAUGGAAGAGAACGAUAGGUUGCAGAAGCAGGUGUCUCAUUUGGUGUAUGACAAUGGCUACUUUCGCCAGCAUACUCAAACUAGUGGGCUUCCUACUAAAGAUACCAGUUGUGAAUCAGUGGUGACUAGUGGUCAACACCACAUGACUCCUCAGCAUCCCCCCAGGGAUGCUAGUCCUGCAGGGCUUUUGUCCAUUGCAGAAGAAACUUUAACAGAGUUUCUUUCAAAGGCUACUGGAACUGCUGUAGAGUGGGUCCAAAUGCCUGGAAUGAAGCCUGGUCCGGAUUCCAUUGGAAUCGUUGCUAUAUCUCAUGGUUGCCCUGGUGUGGCAGCACGUGCCUGUGGCCUGGUGGGUUUAGAGCCCACAAGGGUCGCAGAGAUCCUCAAGGAUCGGCCAUCAUGGUUCCGCGAUUGCAGAGCUGUUGAUGUCCUGAAUGUGCUACCCACAGCCAAUGGUGGAACCAUAGAAUUACUAUACAUGCAGCUGUAUGCGCCAACUACUUUGGCCCCGGCUCGUGACUUUUGGUUGUUGCGCUAUACUUCUGUUAUGGAGGAUGGCAGUCUGGUGGUCUGUGAGAGAUCACUGACGAAUACACAAAAUGGCCCAAGCAUGCCUCCUGUGCAAAAUUUUGUGCGAGCUGAAAUGCUUCCUAGUGGUUACUUGAUUAGACCUUGUGAUGGAGGUGGUUCGAUUAUUCACAUUGUUGAUCAUAUGAAUUUGGAGGCUUGGAGCGUGCCUGAGGUAUUGCGUCCUCUGUAUGAAUCCUCAACAGUGCUUGCUCAGAAGACGACAAUGACGGCUUUACGACAACUGAGACAGAUAGCACAGGAGGCUUCUCAGUCUUCUGCUGCGAAUUGGGGCCAAAGGCCUGUAGCCCUACGUGCUCUGAGCCAAAGGCUGAGCAGAGGUUUUAAUGAGGCUCUCAAUGGUUUUACUGAUGAGGGUUGGUCAUUAAUGGGAACUGAGGGCAUGGACGAUGUUACUAUCCUGGUCAACUCUUCACCUGAUAAGCUAAUGGGUUUGAAUUUGUCUUUCAAUAAUGGGUUUACACCGGUCAGCAAUGGAGUGUUGUGCGCAAAAGCAUCAAUGCUGUUACAGAAUGUGCCUCCUGCAAUACUCCUUAGGUUUCUCCGAGAGCACAGGUCGGAAUGGGCAGACACUAAUAUUGAUGCGUACUCUGCUGCAGCUGUCAAAGUUGGUCCUUGUAGUUUACCAGGAUCUCGAGUUGGGAAUUAUGGGGGUCAAGUAAUUCUGCCACUAGCUCACACUAUUGAGCACGAAGAGUUACUGGAGGUUAUUAAGUUGGAAGGUGCUGGUCACUGUCCUGAGGAGGCAAUAAUGGGCAGAGACAUGUUUCUCCUACAGCUGUGCAGUGGGAUGGAUGAAAAUGCUGUUGGAAUCUGUGCUGAACUUAUAUUUGCUCCAAUAGAUGCAUCUUUUGCUGAUGAUGCACCACUUUUGCCCUCUGGUUUUCGAAUCAUUCCUCUUGAUACUGGAAAGGAAGCUUCUAGUCCCAACCGCACCCUUGAUCUUGCUUCUGCUCUUGAGAUUGGUUCAGCUGGAAAUAAAGCUUGCAGCAACUACACUGCUACUGGUGGUAGUACAAGAUCUGUCAUGACUAUAGCAUUUGAAUUUGCAUUUGAAAGUCACAUGCAAGAAAAUGUAGCGUCGAUGGCUCGGCAAUAUGUUCGUAGCAUUAUAUCCUCGGUUCAGAGGGUUGCACUGGCUCUUUCUCCAUCCCGCCUUGAUGGAAAUGGUGGUGUUCGGCCACAACUCGGACCUCCAGAGGCACAGACAUUAGCUCGUUGGAUCUGCCAAAGUUACAGGUGUUACUUGGGUGUGGAGCUACUUAAAGCUGGCGGUGGUGUAGGAAGUGAAUCGAUUCUCAAGUCUCUAUGGCACCACCCAGAUGCAGUUAUGUGCUGCUCCUUAAAGGCUACGCCAGUUUUCACCUUUGCAAACCAGGCUGGUCUUGACAUGCUUGAGACAACUUUAGCUGCACUUCAGGAUAUCACUUUAGAAAAAAUAUUUGACGAUCAUGGAAAGAGAAAUCUCAGUUCUGAGUUCCCGCAGAUAAUGCAGCAGGGUUUUGCUUGCCUUCAAGGUGGAAUAUGCUUGUCAAGCAUGGGGAGACCUGUUUCUUACGAAAGAGCAGUAGCCUGGAAAGUGCUGAAUGAAGAUGAAAAUGCGCAAUGCAUCUGUUUUAUGUUUAUGAAUUGGUCGUUUGUUUGACCAGCUGGAUUUCUAAGUAGAUACUGUUGAAGCUCUAAACUCUUUCCUUUUGUUUGUUGCAAAUUGUGCUACCUAUGAAACCCUGAAGCACCAUCAGCCUAUGAUGACAAUUUGGAAACUUUGUUGCAUCUAAUAAUGCUGUACUCUGAUUUUCAUCGACA